This is a messenger RNA of Funneliformis caledonium, 282 nucleotides long. The record is from the annotation of a GenBank genome assembly. Lineage: Eukaryota; Fungi; Glomeromycota; Glomeromycetes; Glomerales; Glomeraceae.
CAGAAAGUAUUCAGCCAAGUACUCCACAUGCUCGAACACCUUCUGAAGUUCGAGAAAAUAAUACUCCACCAGGCACGAACCAAAAUCUGAUAGCAAAUAUCGAAAAUAUGCGUGCAUUGCAUGGUAAAUUGCCAAAUAUUCGUUUACCGUCUAAAUUUUUAUUUGGCAAUUCGAAAACUCCAAAUACUGUACCUGCAAAAUUUUCACCUAUUCCUGAACUAAGACAUUAUGGUCAUGAUCAAGCAACAAAUCUGAAAGAUGAUCAUUUUAGUUUUACCACAG